Molecule: messenger RNA, 5543 nt
Organism: Bufo gargarizans (Asiatic toad)
Lineage: Eukaryota; Metazoa; Chordata; Amphibia; Anura; Bufonidae
Gene: PTPRM
Product: protein tyrosine phosphatase receptor type M
Exons: 35
Coding region: 353-4906 (1517 amino acids)
Biological process (GO): protein dephosphorylation
Cellular component (GO): membrane
Molecular function (GO): protein tyrosine phosphatase activity; protein binding
Source: RefSeq, a predicted model, not a curated record
CAGUCCCUAUGAUCCCAGCUACCAGCAGUGGGGGCAUCUUUAGGGAGCUGCUGGUCCUCAGAAGCGGACGCGGUCCGCUAUAGCCACAGUGUGUGCGGGCGUAUCAGCCGCCCCGAGUCAGGGAGAGCCGUGACGUCACCGCCAGAGUUCCAGAGCACCGAGUGAGAGGCGGCGCUGGGAGACGGGCUGCGGCAGGGCACACUUUACUACGGCGCCGCUCACUACUGUGCGCACGGGGACACGCUCCCCACCGCAGGACUAUCGGCACCGGGAGACUUUUCCUGUCGAGGCUCUUCGCCGGUUGUGAUUGAGGAGUAUCCGUCGCGCUGGGCGGUGGAGCCCUGGAGCCGCCAUGGGGAAAGUGUUUACAAGUUGCCUGCUGACUUUGGCUGGACUUCUGCCCGCUGUGGCGUUGGGACCGUACUCCGGUAGCUGUUCAUUUGAUGAGCCGUACCAGUCGUGUGGCUACAGUCAGUCGGAGCUUAAUGACAUUAAGUGGGAGCAAGUGAACACAUUGAGACGGCCACAUACAGAUUCCUGGAUGCCAUCAGGGUCUUUUAUGAUGGUGAAUACCACUGGAAGACGUGUUGGGCAGAAAGGUGUCCUGCUCUUACCUCAACUGAAAGAGAAUGACACGCACUGCAUUGACUUUCAUUACUUUGUGUCCAGCAAAAGUGGAGCCCUCCCUGGAUCUAUGAAUAUUUAUGUGACAGUAAACAAUGGGGAAAAGGGGAGCUCUAUCUGGAAUAUAUCAGGACCAGCAACGGGCACGUGGAACCGAGCAGAGCUGGCAAUAAGCACCUUCUGGCCCAAUUACUACCAGGUUUAUUUUGAAGUGGUUGCAUUUGAUCAACAUGGAUACAUAGCAAUAGAUGAAGUAAAAGUCCUAAGACAUCCUUGUGCUAAAACGCCUCACUUCAUACGGGUAAAAAAUGAGGAUGUCAAUGCAGGAAAGUCUGCAACGUUCACGUGCGUGGCAAAUGGAAAGACAACACCAAGUGACAGGCUUUGGCUGCAGGGCGUAAAUGGAAGAGAUGCACCAUUAAAAGAGAUAACCGUGAAUAAUGAUCGUCGAUUUGUGGCCAUAUUUAAUGUGGUGAACACAACAAAGAGAGAUGCUGGCAAUUACCGUUGUAUGAUCCGUACUGAAGGCGGAGUUGGAGUUUCAAACUAUGCUGAAUUGGUUGUUAAAGAGCCACCUGUACCCAUUGCACCACCUCAACUCUCAUCUGUUGGAGCGACUUAUUUGUGGAUACAGCUCAAUGCAAACUCAAUUAAUGGAGAUGGCCCCAUCAUUCAACGAGACGUAGAGUAUCGCACUACAAGCGGAACCUGGUCUGACAUCCAGUCUGUGGAUUCAUCCAGCUAUAAGAUUGGACAUCUCGACCCUGACACGGAAUAUGAGAUCAGUGUCCUCUUGACAAGACCAGGAGAUGGUGGAACUGGAUCACCUGGACCUGCACUGAGGACGAGGACAAAAUGUGCUGAUCCAAUGCAUGGUCCACGGAAGCUGCAGGUGGUCGAAAUUAAAUCCAGGGAAAUAACCAUUCGUUGGGAGCCAUUUGGAUACAAUGUUACACGUUGCCACAGAUACAAUCUCACUAUUCAGUACAGGUACCAGGUUGGCGGGCAGGAGCAAGUACAUGAAGAAGUAAGCUGGGAUAUGGAGAGCUCGCAUCCCCAGCACACAAUCACAAAACUGACACCUUACACUAAUGUCAGUGUCAAACUUGUGCUCAUGAAUCCAGAAGGACGGAAGGAAAGUCAGGAACUGGUAGUGCAGACCGAUGAGGAUUUGCCAGGCGCUGUACCAUUAGAGUCAAUUCAAAGCAGCACGUUUGAAGAGAAGAUUUUUCUGCAGUGGAGGGAACCUGCACAAACCUAUGGCCUUAUUACCUUAUAUGAUAUCUCCUACAAGGCCGUCAGCUCUUUUGACCCAGAAAUAGAUUUAUCCAAUCAAAGUGGCCGGAUUAUAAAGCAAGGAAAUGAAACGCACUACCUGUUCUUUGGCUUGUACCCGGGCACAACAUACUCUUUCACGAUAAGGGCCAGCACAGCCAAGGGCUUCGGCCCCCCUAUUACUAGUCAGUUUACAUCCAAAAUCUCAGCCCCCUCUAUGCCAUCAUAUGACCUGGAAACACCCUUGAAUCAGACUGACAGCACAAUGACAGUUCUUCUAAAGCCAGCUCAGAGCAGAGGUGCCCCUAUCAGUGUUUACCAGAUUAUUGUUGAGGAAAAGAAAUCUCGUCGGGUCAGAAAGACAUCAGAAAUGCUAAAAUGUUUUCCAGUUCCCAUACAUUACCAGAACACAUCGUUGUUGAAUGCACAGUACUACUUUGCUGCAGAACUUCCUCCAAAUCUUUUGUCAUCGGCCUUUGUCUUCACAAUUGGUGAUAAUAAAACAUAUAAUGGGUACUGGAACCCUCCACUUCUACCACAGAAAAGCUACAGUAUCUACUAUCAAGCUGCCAGCAGAGCCAAUGGGGAAACAAAAAUUGACUGUGUGAGGAUAGCCACAAAAGCUGCGAUAAUCGUGACUCAGCUUACAACACCAUACAUUCGCAUCGCCCCUGCUGCAGGCGACGACCAACUAACAGGUUCUGCAACUCGGAAGCCAGAUCCUGAACCUGAAAAACAGUCAGAUCACACUGUGAAAAUUGCAGGAGGCAUUGCAGGAAUUCUUCUCUUUGUUAUCAUCUUCCUGGGCAUUGUCCUGGUGAUGAAGAAAAGAAGAAGCUAUAACUCCUACACAUAUUACCUGAAACUGGCAAAGAAAAGGAAGGAGACUCUCAGCACCACUCGUCAGGAGAUGACAGUAAUGGUGAAUUCAAUGGAUAAAAGCUACACCGAGCAAGGCACUAACUGUGAUGAAGCGUUCUCUUUUAUGGACACUCACAAUUUAAAUGGCAGAUCUGUGUCCUCACCUUCAUCGUUCACUAUGAAAACAAACACACUUAGCACGACUGUGCCUAAUUCUUACUACCCAGAAAAUCUGGAAUACCAGGACCAGAAUGGGAGUUUGAAAACCAGGACUGGACCAGAAUCUCAUGAGGAUAUGGAGUUAGUGCCAAUUAAUGAUGAAAACCACACCAACAGCGAGACAAGCAGUUUAGCCCAAUCCCAUACAUACAAGAAACGGGAGACAGCUGAUGUUCCGUAUCAGACAGGCCAGCUUCACCCAGCUAUCCGGGUAGCUGACUUACUGCAGCACAUCACACAGAUGAAAUGUGCUGAAGGCUAUGGAUUCAAAGAGGAAUAUGAAAGCUUCUUUGAAGGACAGUCAGCACCGUGGGAGUCUGCAAAGAAAGACGAGAACAGAAUGAAGAAUAGAUAUGGGAAUAUCAUAGCAUAUGACCAUUCCCGAGUGAGACUGCAGAGUAUUGAAGAUGAAUCCAGCUCAGACUAUAUCAAUGGAAACUACAUUGAUGGCUAUCACAGACCGAACCACUACAUUGCCACGCAGGGCCCAAUGCAAGAAACAGUAUAUGAUUUCUGGAGGAUGGUGUGGCAUGAGAAUACUGCCAGCAUAGUCAUGGUGACCAAUCUAGUAGAAGUUGGCAGGGUGAAGUGCUGCAAAUACUGGCCAGAUGAUACAGAGAUAUAUAAAGAUAUUAAAGUGACACUUAUUGAAACAGAGUUACUUGCUGAAUAUGUAAUACGCACUUUUGCAGUAGAAAAGAGGGGUGUACAUGAAAUACGGGAAAUCCGCCAGUUCCACUUUACAGGCUGGCCUGAUCAUGGUGUGCCAUACCAUGCCACAGGACUUCUAGGGUUUGUACGGCAAGUCAAGUCCAAAAGCCCAGACAAUGCAGGUCCACUGGUUGUGCAUUGCAGCGCUGGAGCUGGCAGAACAGGUUGCUUUAUUGUCAUAGACAUCAUGCUGGACAUGGCUGAAAGGGAAGGAGUUGUAGAUAUUUACAACUGUGUGAGAGAACUCCGCUCUCGUAGAGUGAACAUGGUACAGACAGAGGAACAGUAUGUGUUCAUUCACGAUGCCAUAUUAGAAGCUUGUUUAUGUGGGGACACAUCAAUCUCUGCUUCUCAGAUCCGAUCAGUAUACUAUGAAAUGAAUAAAGUGGACCCUCAAACAAACUCCAGUCAAAUUAAAGAGGAAUUCAGAACAUUGAACAUGGUGACUCCAACACUACGGGUAGAAGACUGCAGUAUAGCACUCUUGCCUAGGAACCAUGAAAAGAACCGUUGCAUGGACGUCUUACCUCCAGACCGCUGCCUCCCUUUCCUCAUAACAAUAGACGGAGAAAGCAGUAACUACAUCAAUGCAGCCUUGAUGGAUAGCUAUGUGCAACCCUCAGCUUUCAUCGUUACACAACAUCCCUUACCGAACACAGUAAAGGACUUCUGGAGGCUGGUCCUUGACUAUCACUGUACAUCAAUAGUAAUGCUAAAUGAUGUAGACCCUGCGCAGCUUUGUCCACAAUACUGGCCAGAGAAUGGAGUACACAGGCAUGGGCCCAUUCAAGUGGAAUUUGUAUCAGCUGACUUAGAAGAGGACAUCAUAAGCCGAAUAUUUAGGAUUUAUAAUGCUGCACGGCCUCAGGACGGUUACAGAAUGGUUCAACAGUUCCAGUUCCUGGGUUGGCCAAUGUAUAGAGACACUCCAGUAUCAAAAAGGUCUUUUCUAAAGCUCAUUCGCCAAGUAGACAAGUGGCAAGAUGAAUACAAUGGAGGGGAGGGUCGAACAGUUGUACACUGCUUGAAUGGAGGUGGUCGCAGUGGUACAUUUUGUGCAAUUAGCAUCAUUUGUGAAAUGCUCCAGCACCAGAGGGCAGUGGAUGCUUUCCAUGCUGUGAAGACGCUUAGGAACAAUAAGCCUAACAUGGUGGACCUCUUGGAUCAAUACAAGUUCUGCUACGAGGUAGCUCUGGAAUAUUUAAAUUCUGGCUGAUUGCAUUGAUGAGACAACAAAAGCAUAAAAACUGUUCAUCUCCAUCUCUCCCAUGAACAAUGCAAUUUGUUCCUUGAUAUUUGUGUAUAUACAAUGAGGACUUCAGUGUUCUGCUUAUUUUGCUUUCUUAUAAUUGGCUCUAUGAGGAGCUGGAGAAAAGUGAUCUGGAAGCUGUCUGCACUGCCUUUUUCCCCACUGCCUUGCUGCUUUCCUGACACAGACGUAUCUUGAAGUUUAUGGAUCAUUUAUCCACAGCUACCAAGUCGCCUGAUCGAAGCAGCAGAUUUUGGCAAAUGAAUGAGCACAAAAUUACAUUCUUAUGAAGGAUCCUUAUUCUUAUGUUUGACUGACUUUUCGGUUAUUGUCUUAAUUACGAUAGUGUUGAUUUUUUUACUAUUAUUUUUGUUCUGUGGAACAUGGAGAUCGGCACUAUGACAACAUACAGUUUUGUUACAUUUGUACCGCAAUGUGUUAAAAGGAAACAUGACCUAUGUAUUUAUCUGUUUUUAAAUUGCAUUUUAACAGGUCACCCUUUGUUGAAAUAUUACUUUAUUUGUAUCAUUUGAAAAGAAAAGAACUAAAUAAUUAAUUUCCAAAAAAAAGUAAAGAAUAAAUAAAAAUAUAUAUAUCCACAGUU